CUGGAAAUCUAUACAAGAAUGGCCUCAGCUUCGUCACUGUAUUAUCACUACAUUUCACCAUGUUUGAAGAAGAGAGGAGGAGGAGGAUUGCUACAUUUUCCUGUGGCAAAUCACAAGAGACAGCAGCAAAAGCAACUGCAAAAGCAAGAAGAAAUCAAGGAAGACGAUGGGCGUGGCCAUGUAGCUUCAACUAGAAGAAGACAAUUUAUGUUUCAAGCGCCUCUUAUUGCCUUUUCUUUUUCACAAUUGGUUACGUCUAAUGCUCUUGCAGUUGCAGAGAUUGAUGUGCCUCAAGAUUUCAGGAUUUAUAACGAUGAAGUGAAUAAGUACAAGAUUUUCAUUCCCCAAGAUUGGCAAGUGGGAGCUGGUGAACCCAAUAGUUUCAAGUCCAUUACUGCUUUCUAUCCAGAAGAAGCAGCCAACUCAAAUGUUAGCGUAGCCAUCUCAGGGCUUGGUCCCGAUUUUACUCGAAUGGAAUCCUUCGGUAAAGUCGAAGCUUUUGCAGACACUCUGGUUAGUGGACUGGACAGGAGUUGGCAAAGGCCCCCAGGUGUGGCUGCAAAACUCAUAGAUUGCAAAGCUUCUAAUGGCUUGUAUUAUAUUGAGUAUACACUGCAAAAUCCAGGGGAAAGUAGAAGACAUUUGUUUUCAGCUAUUGGAAUGGCAUCCAAUGGUUGGUAUAACAGACUAUAUACUGUCACUGGACAGUAUGUCGAAGAAGAAGCCGAGAAAUAUGGUUCCACAAUUGAGAAGGCAGUAUCCUCCUUCAGAUUCACUUGAAGCUACUGUUGCUGGAAAACAAGGAGACUCUUCCUUGAGUUCAGCAGAAAGAGCUGCAGAUCCUCUCGAGUAGUAAAUAUAUGAGUCCUUUGCAUAUAUCAAACGAUAUGGAGGGAGGCAGUAAGGCUUUUAGUAUCAUUUGCGACUGAUGAUGAAUCUUUCAAUAUUUUUGACCAACUAAAUGAAAAUUUCCUGCAUUUCAGUAAGAAAAUUACAUCAAUUCAGUUCC
This is a messenger RNA of Hibiscus syriacus, 1009 nucleotides long. Its product is annotated as psbP domain-containing protein 3, chloroplastic-like. The record is from RefSeq and is a predicted model, not a curated record. Gene Ontology annotation, molecular function: calcium ion binding. The coding region runs from base 19 to 780 and encodes 253 amino acids. The transcript has 9 exons. Gene Ontology annotation, biological process: photosynthesis. Gene Ontology annotation, cellular component: photosystem II oxygen evolving complex; extrinsic component of membrane; photosystem II. NCBI's taxonomy places the organism in Eukaryota, Viridiplantae, Streptophyta, Magnoliopsida, Malvales, Malvaceae.